GAUUUCGAGCGAUUCCUCGGCGUCCUGUAUCCCGCCGCAUUUCAUCAACAUACCGCUACUACUUUGGACGAAUGGACGUCAAUUUUGGCGCUCUCGACUCAAUGGGGCUUCGACAGUAUCCGACUCCUAGCGAUCAAAGAGGUCUUGCCCCUGGCGUCUCCUAUCGACAAGAUAGUCCUGGGCCACAAGUACGAUAUCCAGGAAUGGCUGCCAGACGCCUACCAUGCCCUAUGCGUGCGGAAGGACCCUCUAUCCGACGAUGAAGCGGAACGCCUGGGUGCCAAGGACACGGCCAGAGUCGCCAGAAUCCGCGAG
This is a messenger RNA of Gloeophyllum trabeum ATCC 11539, 315 nucleotides long. RefSeq lists its product as uncharacterized. The record is from RefSeq and is a predicted model, not a curated record. The annotation marks the transcript as partial. The transcript has 2 exons. Lineage: Eukaryota; Fungi; Basidiomycota; Agaricomycetes; Gloeophyllales; Gloeophyllaceae.